UGCUCGGUGCACAGUGCUCACCCAUCGGCCACACAGUGUGAUACUCGCAUCCACAUCUCUUGCUCGCCCACCACUCAUUCACUUUGCCAUGCCCCGCGCAAUCAUCUCUCCCUCCGUCCUCGCGUCUGACUUUGGUCAGCUCACCGCAGAAUGCAAGCGGAUGAUCAAGGGCGGCGCUGAAUGGCUACACAUGGAUGUUAUGGACGGGCUUCGCUGCGCUGACCCUUCACGUAAGCCAUUUGUGCCAAACAUUACCAUGGGCGCACCGAUCUUGGCCUGUGUGUCCAAGGGUGUGCCAGGCAUCUUCAUGGACUGCCACAUGAUGGUCGCACAGCCAGAGAAGGUCCUGGGUCACGACAUCGCCGACGCAGGCGGCUCGCUCUACUGCUUCCACCUCGAGGCAACAUCGGACCCCCUCUCGCUCAUCAGCGCGAUCCAUGAGCGCAAGAUGAAGGCGGGCGUCGCCAUCUCCCCCGACACGGCCUCGACCGCGAUUUCCGACGAGGUCGCCGAAGCCGCAGACAUGCUUCUCGUCAUGACGGUCUAUCCCGGUCGUGGCGGCCAGAAGUUCCUCGAGCGCUGCGUUCCCAAGGUGGCCGAACUGCGCGCGCGGUUCCCACAGAAGGACAUCGAAGUCGACGGCGGUGUUGGGCCGAAAACGAUCGGUGUCUGUGCGGACGCAGGCAGCAACGUCAUUGUGGCGGCACUGCCAUCUUUGGGGCGGAGAAAGCAGAAGAGUCAUGCACUGCUGAAGCAGACCGUAGAUACUGCGCAAGCGAAGAUUGCGGCGAUGUAGAGAGUAGACAUACCCAUCGCGGUUCCCGCAUGCUGCCAGGAGGAAGUACCACAACAUCUGUAGCUAUUACACAUUCAAACUGCAUGAAAUAAACUGUGUUGCGUAUCCGGGUAU
Messenger RNA from Fomitopsis serialis, 910 nucleotides. RefSeq names its product ribulose-phosphate 3-epimerase. Gene Ontology annotation, biological process: pentose-phosphate shunt, non-oxidative branch; carbohydrate metabolic process. The record is from RefSeq and is a predicted model, not a curated record. Gene Ontology annotation, cellular component: cytosol. Gene Ontology annotation, molecular function: metal ion binding; D-ribulose-phosphate 3-epimerase activity. The transcript is spliced from 8 exons. The coding region runs from base 89 to 796 and encodes 235 amino acids. Lineage: Eukaryota; Fungi; Basidiomycota; Agaricomycetes; Polyporales; Fomitopsidaceae.